Messenger RNA from Micromonas pusilla CCMP1545, 336 nucleotides. RefSeq lists its product as uncharacterized. The record is from RefSeq and is a predicted model, not a curated record. The coding region runs from base 1 to 336 and encodes 111 amino acids. Lineage: Eukaryota; Viridiplantae; Chlorophyta; Mamiellophyceae; Mamiellales; Mamiellaceae. The transcript has a single exon.
AUGCCUUUCAACUCCGCUUCUGACGCCUUUCAACUCCACCCCGACGUUCGCUCGUAUGGAACGAUCCUCAGCGGCGGCGGCGGCCACGACGCGCGGCGGCUUCUUCGUCUUCGCGGUCGCGUCUUGACGUUUCUCGACGCGCACGGGAAGUGGUCGCUCGUGGACGCGUUCGUGAUGAUCCUGUUCCAGGCUGCGUUUCAGUUCCAUCUCGAGCUCCGCGGCGACGACGGCGGCGACGGCGGUCACGGGUCGGCGAACAGUCUCAGGUGCGUUCAUAUUUACACUGGUCCCAUAUAUGACGACCGCGUUCGCGCGGUGAACGCCGUUUCUUAUUAA